AUGGCAGAUCGAGAGCAGGCUGUCACGCUGCGCACGCGCAAGUUCAUCCGCAAUCCUCUACUUGGGCGAAAGCAAAUGGUCGUUGACGUCCUCCACCCUAACCGCGCAAAUGUGAGCAAAGACGAAUUGCGAGACAAGCUCGCCGCACUUUACAAAGCCCAGAAGGACCAAGUCUCCUGCUUCGGCUUCCGAACGCAGUAUGGUGGUGGCAAGACGACAGGUUUUGCUCUGAUAUAUGAUAGCAAGGACGCACUGGAAAAGUUCGAGCCGCAUUACAGACUCGUGCGAUAUGGGAUGCGGAAUAAGAUCGAGAAAGCCAGUAGACAGCAGCGCAAGCAAAGAAAGAAUCGUGCCAAGACUGUGCGAGGCACUGCUAAGAACAAGGCGAAGACUUCAGAUAAGAAGAAGUGA
Molecule: messenger RNA, 411 nt
Organism: Bacidia gigantensis
Lineage: Eukaryota; Fungi; Ascomycota; Lecanoromycetes; Lecanorales; Ramalinaceae
Exons: 3
Coding region: 1-411 (136 amino acids)
Biological process (GO): translation
Cellular component (GO): ribosome
Molecular function (GO): structural constituent of ribosome
Source: RefSeq, a predicted model, not a curated record